This is a messenger RNA of Penicillium cataractarum, 558 nucleotides long. RefSeq lists its product as uncharacterized. The record is from RefSeq and is a predicted model, not a curated record. NCBI's taxonomy places the organism in Eukaryota, Fungi, Ascomycota, Eurotiomycetes, Eurotiales, Aspergillaceae. The transcript has 3 exons. The coding region runs from base 1 to 558 and encodes 185 amino acids.
AUGCUGUCUAAUCUGCUGCUGGUCCUGGCCUCGUCGGCAGCUCUGGUGAGCAGCCAGUCUACCGAGACCAUUGACCCUAACUCGGUGGACAUCAACACUCGUAGAUACUGGUGCAACGCCCAGAUAUCCGCCUGUCCUCUGCUCUGCCUGCAAAUCGCGUCCGGUACCCCAGAGAGCAACAACUGUACCGCGGAAACUCUCUCAUAUAGCUGUGUCUGCAGCAACGGCGUCACCCCCAAUGCCUCAGAGUACUCCCAGACCCUGCCGUACUUCAUCUGCACCGAAGCCAACAACCAAUGUGUCAAUGCCUGCACUACUUCCGCCUGUCAGUCUGAUUGCCGCACUGCCCACCCCUGUGGUGCUCAAAACCCGUCUCGUGUGAACGUUACUACUACCGCUUCCUCGUCCGUGGCUGCCACAAGCACCUCUGCUAGCGUUAUUCAGACUGGCGGUGCUACCGGUGCUGCUCCUCGUGGUCACUCUGUGGAGAUGGGCCAGGUUUAUGGCAUGUGUGUGCUUGUUGGCGGUAUCGUUGCUGGCUUUGCGGCGUUGCUGUAA